Messenger RNA from Megalobrama amblycephala (Wuchang bream), 4041 nucleotides. RefSeq names its product lamin B2 (gene lmnb2). Lineage: Eukaryota; Metazoa; Chordata; Actinopteri; Cypriniformes; Xenocyprididae. The record is from RefSeq and is a predicted model, not a curated record.
GGCGGCCAUUUUCUUUUCACACCUCCGUUUCAAAGACAGCCAACCAGCACUCGGACUACAAACACAGUUUCAUUCAAAAACUCCACCAACAAAAACUUCCAAACGCCACCGGAAAACCGUUCCAAGUGCGACUCAGAGGCCGCUGCUCACACCGGACCGAAGUGGAACUCUAAGGAGUGUUUAUUUGAGGUAAAGUGGGUCUGUAGCGUGAAGCGAUAUGGCGACCGCAACCCCGAGCCGCGAGUCCGGCCGCACAUCAGCCGCCCAAACGCCGCUGAGCCCCACGAGGAUCUCGCGCCUGCAGGAGAAAGAGGAGCUGCGCGCGCUCAACGACCGCCUGGCCGUGUACAUCGAUCGCGUGCGGUCGCUCGAGCUCGAGAACGACCGGCUGCUCGUCAAAGUGUCCGAGAAAGAGGAAGUCACGACCAGAGAGGUGUCUGGGAUUAAGGCUCUUUACGAGGCCGAGCUCGCUGACGCCCGGCGCGUUCUUGACGAAACCGCUCGCGAGAGAGCCAGACUUCAGAUUGAUCUGGGAAAAGCCAACUCUGAUCUCGAGGAAGUCACCCGGAACUACAAGAAGAAGGAUGGAGAUCUGGCUUUGGCUCUGGCUCGAAUUAAGGAGCUGGAAGCGCAAUACAACAAGAACGAGGCGGCUCUCAACACAGCCCUCAGCGAAAACGGCUCCUUGUCUGCUGAACUGGCCGACCUGAAGGCUCAGCUCGCCAAAGCUGAAGAUGCUCAUGGUGUGGCCAAGAAACAGCUGGAGAAGGAGACACUAAUGAGGGUGGACCUGGAGAACCGCUGCCAGAGUCUGUCGGAGGAUCUUGAGUUCAGGAAGAGCAUGUUUGAGGAGGAGGUGCGCGAGACGCGCAGGCGUCAGGAGAGGCGUGUCGUGGAGGUGGACUCAGGCAUGCAGCAGGACUAUGAGUUCAAACUGGCGCAGGCGCUGCAGGAUCUGCGCAGGCAGCAUGAGGAGCAAGUGCAGAUCUACAAAGAGGAGCUGCAGCAGACCUUCAUGGCCAAGCUGGAUAAUGCCAAGGUGUCGUCUGACAUGAAUGAUAAAGCGGUGCUCACCGCGCGCGAGGAGCUGCAGGAAGCCCACAUGAGGAUCGAGGGCCUGAGCUAUCAGCUCAGCGCCCUGCAGAAACAGGCAUCUGCCGCUGAGGAGCGCAUCCGUGAGCUGGAGGGCAUGCUGUCCAGCGACAGGGAUAAGUACCGCCGACAGCUGGACGCCAAGGAGCGCGAGAUGGCCGAGAUGAGAGAGCGCAUGCAGCAGCAGCUCAAUGAGUACCAGGAGCUGUUGGACGUCAAACUGGCCCUGGACAUGGAGAUCAACGCCUACAGGAAGCUUCUGGAGGGCGAGGAGGACAGGCUGAAGUUGUCCCCCAGCCCGUCCUCACGGGUCACGGUGUCCCGCACCACAGCGAGCAGCACUUCUACGUCUUCACGUAGCUCUCGCGCAAAGAGAAAGCGUGUGGAGCUGGAGGAAGCGUCCAGCGCCGCCCCGAACGUCCAGAUCAGCCAGGAGGCGGAAGCCACGGGCAGCGUCAGUGUCGAGGAAAUCGACCUGGAGGGGAAAUCGGUGACCCUCAGGAACAACUCUGACAAGGAUCAAUCUCUGGGCAGCUGGCGACUAAAGAGACAAAUUGGCGAUGAAGAGGAAAUCACCUACAAAUUCAGCCCCAAGUUUGUCCUGAAGGCCGGUCAGACAGUAACGGUGUGGAGCGCCGACGCCGGCGUGUCCCAUAGUCCUCCUUCAGACCUGCUGUGGAAGAGCCAGAGCUCUUGGGGCACCGGAGAGAAGAUCCUCACCUUUUUGGUCAAUUCAAGCGGAGAGGAAGUGGCAAAGCGAACCGUCACGAAAAGCGUGCUGGAAAUGGAGAACGGUGAUGAUGAGGAAGGAGACUUUGGAGAUGAAGAUCUUUUCCAUCAGCAGGGCGAUCCAAAAACCCAAUCCAGAGAAUGCGCCGUCAUGUGAUGGAGCCGCGCACCUUUAGUAUUUUCCUCCCCAUGAUUCAGUCUUUUUGUAGAGCCACUACUUUUGUAUUUUUCGAUCAUGAGUUCAUAACGCCCUUCCCUCAAUCCUUUAUAUCUACGGACCUCAUUUGUAAAGCCAGUUAAUCUUGAGCUGCGGCAAACAAUGCUAUUUUUUUCCAGCCGCGGCUCAUCAAUGAUUAGUCUUUCCAGACACCCGUCGCUUCUGAAUGGCGGGAACAUCCCAUUACGUACCGUCAUCGGCGAAUGAGUCAAAUGAUCUGAAAUUAGAACGUAUUAGUGUGAGCCGGUGACUAAUGAAUCUGCAUAUUCAUGUCAGUGAAUCAUGUGUUCUCGUCACUGCGGGGUUAUGAAUGGGGGAAUUAUUAUUAUGACGGUGAGCUCAUGUUCAGUAGUGCACUAUAGCCCGUAACUGACAGCUGUCGCUCUUGUGUUUUUUUUGCUUCGCCAACAAGACGAACAGGGUGGAAGUGAAAUCAAAUUGCCUCGUUGACUUCUAAAUGAUCACUUUAAACAUUAGGGGUUGUAUCUUAUUGUCAUUUGUUUUGAGUCAUGCUUUACAUAGUAUUAUGUAUGUGUAAAUCGGUGAUUGAAUGUCAAGACAUUUUUCAAGCCCAACUCAAAUAGUUCAUAAAAUUGAAUGUUAUCUAGUGGAAAUACACACAAGGUGAUGAGAACAUUGUAAAAAAAACAACAAAAAGAAACAGAUGUUGAAGCUACGCACGCAAACAAGAUUUGCGUUUAAAUGAUUUUCAGUUCAUUUGAAUGUAGUGUUGAUUGAUCAUGUGAUCAGUGUUUGAGGUCUACAUUGACUCGGCGGUAAUAAAAUCGGACUUUAAUCAACACGCUUACAAAAACGCCGAUACUCGGUCAGAUUUACCAAAGAAACGGAUGACGAAUGAAACCAAUUUGACUUGUCAAAUUUGCCUUGUUUCUUGCCUACUUGAGACACUCCAAAUAAACUAAAACCCAUGUUUCAGUUGUCGAAUCCAGUGAGUAAUCUGUGUCCAUCCACCCUGUUGGUUCUGUUGCGUUUUAAGUUUUAAAACUUACUUUUUUUAAAUAAAAAAAAUUUAAAAUGUUUCUCAGACAAUUAUGCAUGCAGCAAAUAUUUUUAUAUUAAUGAACGGACCUGAGUGUUACGGUGAUGCUUAAAUUUCGCAGACAGCUGCGUAAUACUGCAGUUUGAUUUUUAGCUAUAAUCGUAUAUUUUUGAUAGGUUCGUCCUCAGGAUUUUUAAAACCCUAGUGCACAAGGAAUCUUUAAAUUUAGAUUAAAUGUCUUUCUUGUGAAUAUAUUCAGUGCAGUGUGUACAAAAAUUGACCUGGGAAACAUUUUUACGACUCCUUUCUUUUUAAGGUUAACUAUUUUGUUAUUUUAAUGGGGUUAUCGUAAUCGUCGUGUUUACUUUCUAGGGUUCUUUUAAAGGUUCUGCGAGAACGAAUUGCCUGUAUCAAGGGUCAAUUGGGUCACACGGAUUUGUGUCAAAUUUAAGUGAAAUUGAGCUCAAGUAAAGUUGUGUUUGUGUACAUUUGUUACUUGGCCUCUGAGCUAAUAAAAUCUACCUUUUUGUUUAUGUUUUUUACUUCAUGUGACGUGAAUGGAAACCGUUUUCCUGCCAAACACUCCACAUCUGUGAAUUUUAAACUUAGGCUUUCUGUUAGUUACGAACACUGUUUUCAUAAGGAAAGUCAUUUCCUUGUUCUUUCAGGUUUUAUUAGACGGGGCUGUGACUAAUGUAGCGGAUACAAUGUGCUUUGGUGUAUUUAAUACGAAAUUGUCAAUCCGUCGUUGUAACAAUCUACUGUAAAGUAAAAAUUAUUUGAACUACCAUCAAAGCACAGAAAUGUGAGUACAAGGCUGUAGAAAUUGAGCCAUAAAUUGUGAACUAUGAAUCAAACUUGUUACGGGGUAGAAAUUCUUCAUUGUACGAGGACUUUUGAAGGGCUACAAGAGGAGGGCGCAUGCCAAAAGUGUCUCAUUAAUUGUGAUUUUGAUUUCUUUUUUUUUUUUGUAUGCAAUAUCCAAUAAAUGUUUUACAUAUUA